AUGAAGGCGAACGACCUGGUGGGGCCCUACCUGCAAAGGCAGAGCGGAGACCCUGACGCGGAAGGCCCGGACUUCAUCUUCCGGCUCCAGCACACCCCUCUGGCGGACUUCUUGGCCCUGGUCGGACGCCUGUGCGAGGUGGCGGCGCGGUUGGUGAAAGGGGAUGGGCCGGGCCUAGGCGCGGAGGAAGCGCUGUUGCGGCCCAUUUUGGAGGAGCGGGAGCGGGCCUCGGGGAUCUUUGAUCCUGUCCAGCUCGUUGAUUUCAGAGAAAAGUUUAUCCUCUCGGCCGCGGUGCCCGUGGACCGAAUCUCCCCUCUGAUCAAGAAUCCCGGCGUCGUCAUGCUCACUGACCGCCGCUUCUAUUUCCAGCCCGCCGAGCUGAACAAUGUGGGCAUCUCCACCACCUCGUUGGCCCUGGCCUCCAUCGUCCAGGUCUUCAAACGACGGUACAUGCUCAGGCAAACCGGUCUGGAGAUAUUUUUUGCUGCGGCGGGAGAGGGAGGGACGGAGGGCGGGAUGGAGGACGGGAAGGGGGGCGUUGGAUGGGCGAGUGGGUCUGGUAGGGGAAGCGGGAGGAGGCAGGGCGGGGGGCUCGACAGCAGAGACGGCGAAGGACUCGGCACGACCGCGACCAGGAGCAAAGGAGGCCAGGGGGGCGAGGUCACAGAGGCCCCGCCCCGGGUGAACAGUGUCCUCUUUUCGUUCCGAUCCUCCCAGGAACGUGACCGGGUGCAUGCCUUGCUGCUCGCCCAGCCGGCGCUCACGGACGGCGUGCUGCAGCCUGUGCGCGUCGCGGAGGUGACUCGUCGGUGGCAGGAGCGACGCAUCUCCAACCUGGACUACCUCCUCUAUCUGAACACGCUGGCGGACCGGUCGUUCAAGGACCUGACCCAAUACCCCGUCUUCCCCUGGGUGCUGGCUGACUACACGAGCAAGAAGCUGGACUGGGAGAGCCCGAGCACCUACCGCGAUCUGAGCAAGCCGAUGGGGGCUUUGCACCAGGAGCGACUGGCUUAUCUGCGGGAGCGGUACCACUCCAUGCCGGAGGAAAACGCGGAGAUGGGCAUCCCGCCCCCUUUUUUGUACGGCACCCACUACUCCACGCCGGGCUACGUCCUCUUCUACCUGGUGCGGGCGGCCCCUGAGCACAUGCUCUGCCUCCAAGACGGGAAGUUCGACAGCGCGGACCGGAUGUUCAGCUGCGUGGCGGACACGUGGCAGUCCUGCCUGACCAACCCCGCCGACUUGAAGGAGCUUAUCCCCGAGUUCUACUUCUCCCAGGGCGACUUCCUCGUCAACGUGGAGGGUCUGCCCUUGGGGACCACGCAGGGAGGGGUCAGGUUGGGCGACGUGGCUCUCCCGCCCUGGGCCCGGAACGAAAGAGACUUCGUGCGUAAGAUGCGUCGAGCCCUCAACGACAGCACCUAUGUUUCCCAGCACUUGCAUGAGUGGAUCGAUCUCAUCUUCGGCGUCAAGCAGAAGGGCGAGGCGGCCGUCUCCGCCGACAAUUUAUUCUACUACCUGACGUACGAAGGGGCCGUCGACUUGGAGCAGGUGACUGAUCCACUGGAAAGGGCAGCUUUCGAGGCUCAAAUCCGCGAGUUCGGACAAACCCCCAAACAGGUCUUCCUUGGGCCCCACCCGAGGAGGGACGACCCGCCCUCCGUCCCUGUUUUCCUGACUCCCAGCUUCCAGGACUCGUCCUCCUCCCCGGCGGUGGGGCUGCCCUCGAACGGAGGGGGCGGGGCGCGCCCGCGGGGGGCCUCGGAGCACGAACUGGAAGGGCCGUGGGAGAUGGUUCGGGGGGAAAGCCUGUUGCUCUCCCAGAGCCUCUCUCAGUCCCUCUCACAGAGCAUGGGGGGAAGUGGCUGGGAGAUCUUGCGCCAGGAUGCGUCGGAGAGGGAGGGUGGGAGAGAGGGCGGCGUGGGGCCGGAGGCAUCCUCCCAAUCGUCUCCUGUGCACCUGAACGGUCGCGGUAGCAUCCUCAGCCCCAAGACCCUCAUGGCCAAGGGGCUGGGGCUCCUGCCCCCCCCGGCCGGCACGGAUAAGUGCACCUCAGUACAGCAGCCGGAGCAGCUCAUGUUUGUGAUGGAUGGGGCCGAGAGCCUGCAGUCCCCCACGAGCUUGCGGCUGAACGAACAGGCCCAGCGGACGUUGGAGGAAAUGAUCCGUGUCGCCCACAACGAGGAGACUUAUGCGAAUGGAUGCUCCGGUCCGACCGCGGCGGCCUCCCUGCGUGGAGGGGCCUCCAAUACGAAUGGCGAUGGAGUCGUGGCAGGAGUGAGAGGGGGAGUGGACGACCUGCCGGCGGUCGUGCGCUUGGAAGAGCUGAUAUCCAGGGAGGCCCUCCUGAGCAUCCCAGGCAGCACUCCUCGGCUCCUGCUUCCCCUGCCCCGUGCGGGCAUCCACAAGGCAGAAGGAGGCUCGCAGGGGGCAGCGACUGCCUCGACCGGCCCCGAAGAUGCCCGCGACGCCCCUCGUCUCGGCCUGCUCGGGAGCCGGGCCGUGUGUCUGCACCACGACGCGGUCACCUCCCUGAAAUGGGCGGACGGGGGGCGGUCUCUCUGCAGCACCUCGGACGACGGGAGCUUUCGUGUCAGCACCUUGCUGAUGGGGCCUCAGGACGAGGGGAAGAGAGAUGAGAAGGCGUCUUUCCAGUCCAAGCGUCACUUCUCGCCCAGCGACAUCGCUCUUUCCUCCUGUGCCUUGAUGGGUGGGGAGGCGUCCGAGGGGGGAUUGGAGGUCAAAGGGGAGGGAGGCCCGGCGGCCAGCCCCCACACACUAGCUGCCCUCGGGUCCUACGACAACCACGUCUACCUGUAUUCUAUUCCCUCAGCGCGGCAGCUCUUGCGGCUGGACGCCCACGACGACGCCGUGUCAUGCCUGGACGUGGCCGGGCCCUACCUGGCGUCGGGGUCAUGGGACGCCACGGUCAAGGUCUGGGGUAUACAGUCCUCCCGCAGCUGCGGCAGCCUCAUUGAGCCGAUGCCCUUGGCGGAAUUCUUCGAGCACACCACACAGGUCCACUGUGUGGCGCUGAAGGUGGAGGCGAGCGGGACGGAGGCAGCGCUGGUGGCAGCGGGGGCGGAGGACGGGCAGGUGAUGGUCUGGAACCUUGCGGCCAGGUGCUUGGUCUCGAGCUUCAGGCCGCUGCACCGCUCCGUUCAGCAGUGGGGCCUCGAGCGUGCGGAGAUACAUGGCCGCUUGCAGCAACUGCCUGUAUUUGAGGACGGCGGGGUCGUCCCCCCCCCGGCGAGAAGCGAACUCGUCGUCCUGUGGAUCGAGUUGGUGGCGGGCGAUGAGCUCGGUGGCGGUCUCCACCAGGGCGAGGAGGGCGGGGGCGUGCUGGGCCCCGACAUCCAGGACGGCGAAUGA
Molecule: messenger RNA, 3375 nt
Organism: Nannochloropsis gaditana CCMP526
Product: beach domain-containing protein
Exons: 3
Coding region: 1-3375 (1124 amino acids)
Molecular function (GO): protein binding
Source: RefSeq, a predicted model, not a curated record